GCGGGAGGGGGAGGGGGGUGGUAGAGGUUGUGAGAGGUCGGGAGUUGGCCCAGGACCAGCCCAGGACCUAGAUCAGGAAGCGCUUCCGGAGAGGACCUGGGGGCAGAGGAGCGCGUGGGUGUGUGGUAUGGGAUGCCAAGGAAAAGAGAGGAAUCUCCUGAGUAGAUCUGUGGGUGGUUCUUUUGAGCAAACCUCGUCUUUGCUCUUCGAUUUGCCAAAGAGGAAGUCCCCAUGGUUUCUGUAAAAUUGUGGCAACUUUUUUGUGGGCUUAAUUGCCUGCAUAGAACUGCCCAGGACCUUUUCUGGUAAGGGGCACAAACGUGGGGAAUAUGUCAGAAAACAGGAAACCGCUGCUGCGUUUCGUGGGCAAACUCCCCAGCGGGACUGCCGUUGGAAACUCAGUCAGGACUCACUGCCCUUUGUGCAUGGGACUUUUCAAAGCCCCCAGGCUCUUGCCUUGCUUACACACAGUUUGCACCACGUGUCUAGAGCAGCUGGAACGCUUCUCAGUAAUGGACUUUCGAGGGGGAGACUCUGACACAAGCUCUGAGGGGUCAAUAUUUCAGGAACUCAAGCCACCCAGUGUGCAGCCGCAGAUCGGCAUCCUCUGUCCGGUAUGUGAUGCUCAGGUGGACCUGCCCGUGGGUGGAGUGAAGGCUUUAACCAUAGAUCACCUGGCCAUGAACGAUGUGAUGCUGGAGAGUCUUCGUGGGGAAGGCCAGGGCCUGGUGUGUGACCUGUGCAGCGACAGGGAAGUUGAGAAGAGGUGUCAGACCUGCAAAGCCAACCUCUGCCACUUCUGUUGCCAGGCUCAUAGGCGGCAGAAGAAAACGACUUACCAUACCAUGGUGGACCUAAAAGACUUGAAAGGCUAUAGCCAGAUAGGGAAACCCAUUCUGUGUCCCACUCACCCUGCGGAAGAGCUGAGACUGUUCUGUGAGCUCUGCGACCGGCCCGUGUGCCGGGAUUGCGUGGUGGGCGAGCACCGCGAGCAUCCCUGUGACUUCACCAGCAAUGUCAUCCACAAGCAUGGUGACUCGGUGCGGGAGCUCCUCAGAGGCACCCAGCCCCACGUGGAGGCCCUGGAGGAAGCCCUGGCACAGAUCAAAGGGACAAACAGUGCCCUCCAGGAGCGAGUGGAGGCUGUGGCAGCUGAUGUGCGAACAUUCUCCGAGGGCUACAUCAAGGCCAUUGAGGAGCACCGGGACAAGCUGCUGAAGCAGCUGGAAGACAUACGGAUCCAGAAGGAAAACUCCCUGCAGCUGCAGAAGGCCCAGCUGGAGCAGCUGCUGGCAGACAUGCGCACUGGAGUGGAGUUCACCGAGCACCUGCUGACCAGUGGCUCGGACUUGGAGAUCCUCCUCACCAAGGGGGUCAUAGUGGAACGGCUUACAAAGCUGAACAAGGUUGAAUACAGUGCCCAUCCUGGAGUAAAUGAUAAGAUACGCUUUUUCCCUCAGGAGAAAGCAGGCCGAUGCCAUGGUUAUGAAGUUUAUGGGACCAUCAAUACCAAAGAGGUCGAUCCUGCCAAAUGUGUCCUUCAAGGAGAAGAUCUCCACAGAGCCCGGGAGAAACAGACAGCCUCUUUCACCCUGCUUUGUAAGGAUACAGCAGGAGAGAGCAUGGGCAGAGGAGGAGACAACAUUCAAGUUGCAGUAGUCCCUAAAGAUAAGAAAGACAGUCCAGUCAGAACAAUGGUGCAAGAUAACAAGGACGGGACAUACUACAUUUCCUACACCCCCAGGGAACCUGGCAUCUAUACUGUGCUGGUCUGUGUCAAAGAGCAGCACGUGCAGGGCUCACCAUUCACUGUGACAGUGAGGAAAAGGCACCGCCCACACCUGGGGGUGUUUCACUGCUGCACUUUCUGCUCCAGCGGAGGCCAGAAAACUGCCCGCUGUGCCUGUGGAGGCACCAUGCCAGGUGGGUACUUAGGCUGUGGCCAUGGACACAAAGGCCACCCAGGUCGUCCCCACUGGUCAUGCUGUGGGAAGUUUACUGAGAAGUCGGAAUGCACCUGGACAGGUGGGCAGAGCACACCAAGGAGCCUACUCAGGACUGUGGCGCUCUGAUGGCCUCUUGGGUAUGGACCCCAGACCUUAAAUAAUUUUCUCAAGAAACUGAUAGAAUUAAAAACAAAGUGCCUUAUCCUA
This is a messenger RNA of Manis javanica (Malayan pangolin), 2153 nucleotides long. RefSeq names its product tripartite motif containing 45 (gene TRIM45). Lineage: Eukaryota; Metazoa; Chordata; Mammalia; Pholidota; Manidae. Gene Ontology annotation, molecular function: zinc ion binding; protein binding; ubiquitin protein ligase activity. The record is from RefSeq and is a predicted model, not a curated record. Gene Ontology annotation, cellular component: nucleoplasm.